This is a messenger RNA of Varanus komodoensis (Komodo dragon), 3522 nucleotides long. RefSeq names its product anillin actin binding protein (gene ANLN). The transcript is spliced from 25 exons. Gene Ontology annotation, biological process: mitotic cytokinesis; actomyosin contractile ring assembly; septin ring organization. The record is from RefSeq and is a predicted model, not a curated record. Lineage: Eukaryota; Metazoa; Chordata; Lepidosauria; Squamata; Varanidae. The coding region runs from base 20 to 3313 and encodes 1097 amino acids. Gene Ontology annotation, cellular component: actomyosin contractile ring.
GUCGGCGACACCUGCAAGUAUGGACCCCUUCACUGAGAAACUUCUAGAGCGAACCCGUGCUAGAAGAGAGAAUUUACAGAAGAAGAUGGCUGGGCGUCCCGUAGCAACAAUGCGGACAACAACACAAACAAAAAGGAGCAGAGAACCUUUGUCAGAAGCUGGUAAUCAGCCACUUCCACCUAGCGAAGAAGCAAAACCAAGCACUAAGCCAUCACCAUCCAAAAGACGUUGCUCAGACAACGUGGACGUUCCAGUUACCAAUAUGGAGAAUUCAUACCCAGUUAAUUUAUCUUCUAUGCACCAUGAAAUGACUCCUACCUCUGAACCUGUUCCUCUGUCCACCAAGGUAGAAGAGCAGACCUCUAAAUCUGAACCAGCUUCUAUUUCAGUUAAAACACGUAUGCAAAAGCUGGCUGAACAGCGUCGCUGCUGGGAUAAUGAUUGGUCUGAAAAUUCUUGCACAUCUCCCAUCCAAUCAAGUGAGCAUGUUAUUUCUCCACCCAAACAACAAACCCUUGCAGCUGAUACUCCAAUAGGACGAAGAGGCCGUCUAGCUGACCUUGCUGCUACAAUUGGUUCGUGGGAAAAUGACCUAAGUCAUCCAUCUGCAAAACAAAACAAUACACAAGAACAGCCUGGUACUGCUUGUUUAUCCAAAUUGUCCACUACAAGUGGAGCAUCUGCUAGAAUCAAUAGUGGCAGUGUGAAGCAGGAUGCUACAUCCUGUUCGCAAAGAGCUGUUGAGUCAUGUGUGAAUAAGUCAGCAAUCUCUAAGAUAUCGGGAGCUAAUAGUUCCAUAAAAACCUCAGGAGUAACUAGCAAUCAUUUGAAAGAAACUGAGGUUCGAGAACUACUGCCGCAAGAAAAGGCCAGUCUUAAACCACUAUUGAAGCCUUCAUUAUCCCAACAACUUCCUACCAAAGAGGAGCAAAACAAAGGAACACAUGUACAAAUUGAUUGCAAGGAUAAGCCAACCACACCAGGAGGAUCAGGCAUCAAGUCCUUUCUGGAGCGUUUUGCAGAACGUUGCCAAGAGCAUACUUCGCAAAGCCCUGUUACUGCUGGAGGACAUAGAACUCCCAUUAUCACUCCUAAUACAAAGAUAAUUCAAGAAAGACUAUUUAGGCAGAAUGAAACAUCUUCAACUGCCAGCCUAGCACAGCAGCUCAAACAGGAACGUGAAAGAGAACUUGCAUCCAUUAGAGGUCGCUUUGACAAGGGCAACUUUUGGAGUGCUGAAAGAGCAGAGAACUCAAAGAACAAACAUCCAGAAAAAAAAUCGGAGAGUCAAAUUCUAGUUGAUCUGAAGCAUGCCCCCAAUUCAGACAUCUGCUCCCAGUUAGCAGAAGAGAAUGCCACAACAAAUAAGAUAGUAGUAGAAUGUGUGUCUUCAGGUACUUCAGAAUAUGAGAAGUCAGAAGAGCCAAUUCAUCUGAAAAUCUUCUCACCAAAGACUCCUGAAAAAACAGUGUCAAACUCAAAGCUUCAACAACUACCUGACAAACAGAUUGGUGGAGAAUUUAAAGCUGAGGUGAAUGACGAAAUGAAUAGUUCAAAGGUGAUAAGUGACAUUUUUGAUGAAGUUCUUCAAGACGAUGGGCCUGACAUAGAGAAACUUAAAAAAGAGAUGAGUAUGACCUUAGAAGCUGACAUUGAGGAUGAACAGGAAGAGUCACUGAAUAUUUCCUCAAUGUCCCUCCUAACACCUUUAACAGAAUCUGUUGCUGUUGUAAGUCCACAGGUUUUUGCUUCCCCUAGUAAAACAGUAGGAGAGCAAAGCAGUGAAAGUGAUGACAGUCCAAAGUCUAGCACGUUACAUAGAAUAUCUGUCUGUAGAACUGAAUCUGGAAGCAGCAUUGGAUCCUUGUCAGAGGAGCGUAACCUCCCAUAUAGUAUUGAUGCCUAUCGGUCUCAGAGAUUUAAAGACACUGAUCGUCCUUCAAUAAAACAAGUAAUUGUUCGUAAAGAAGAUGUUUCUUCCAGGCUUGAAGAUAAAAGGAAUGGACCUUCUGAUCAAAUUAACAUUAAACGCAAAUUGCAGGAGCUGAAUAAUGAAAUCAAUCUGCAGCAGACUGUCAUUCAUCAAGCCAGUCAGGCUCUUAACUGUUGCAUUGAUGAGGAACAUGGGAAAGGGUCACAGGAAGAGGCGGAAGCUGAGAGAUUACUUCUCAUUGCAACUGAAAAAAGAACGGCAUUAUUAGAAGAGCUAAACAGGCUGAAAAAGGAAGGACCUCAGAGCAAGAAGAUUAAAGCUGAUCCUAUGCCUAGUGGAGUUUCUCCUUCCAAAGGAUCUGUUACUCUGUCAGGAAUGCAUCUACCUCUAAAAGCAGACUUUGUAUGCAGUACUGCCCAGAAAUCAGAAACAGCAAACUACUACUAUGUAAUCAUAUUAAAAGCGGGAACAGAAAACAUGGUUGCAACGCCAUUAGCAAGUACUGCAAAUUCCCUGAAUGGAGAUGCUCUUACUUUUCCAACAACAUUUACACUGCAAGAUGUGUCCAGUGACUUUGAGAUAAAUAUUGAAGUUUACAGCUUGGUACAGAAGAAGGAAUUCACAGGCACUGAUAAAAGGAAAAAAGCAGCUAAGUCAAAGGCUAUUACUCCGAAGAGAUUACUGACAUCCAUUACUACUAAGAGUAAUCUUCUUGCACCAGCCAUGGCAAGUCCAGGUGGACCGAAUGCUGUACGCACAAGUAACUUUGUUCUUGUUGGUUCACACACAAUUUCACUCUCUUCAGUAGGAAAUACCAAAUUCCUAUUGGACAAGAUAAAUUAUGGAGUUAAAGAAAGAGAGCUACUGGGUUGUUUGUUCCAAGAUAAGGUUCCUUUUCUAUCUCCCCUGGAAGGCCAUAUAUAUCUGAAGAUUAAAUGUCAAAUAGAUUCUUGUGUGGAGGAAAGAGGCUUUUUGACUAUGUUUGAAGAUGUUAGUGGGUUUGGGGCUUGGCAUCGACGCUGGUGUGCUCUUUCUGGAAACUGUAUCUCUUACUGGACUUACCCAGAUGAUGAAAAAAGAAAGCAUCCAAUGGGCUCAAUAAACCUGGCAAACUGCACUAAUCAUAAGAUUGAACCAGCCAACAGAGAAUUCUGUGCUCGGCCAAACACUUUUGAGCUAAUUACUGUUCGGCCCCAGAGAGAGGAUGACAAGGAAACACUAGUUAGUCAAUGUAAAGACACACUCUGUGUUACCAAGAACUGGUUAUCUGCUGAUACUAAAGAGGAGCGUAAUCUGUGGAUGCAAAAGCUCAACCAGGUUCUUGUUGACCUUCGCAUGUGGCAGCCUGAUGCAUGCUACGUCCCUAUUGGAAAGCCUUGAACGGAAAGAAACCUCAUCGAGCUUGCUUGCAAAGCCAAAUACAAACUGUUGCUCUUUUCAUUUGGACUUUAUAUAAAGUCCUUUGGGAUUAUUCAUUAUACUAUGCUUUAAUAUCUGGAAGGGGAUAUGUUGUAUCGGACUCCUUGCUGAAUAUAGAGUUCUAACUCUUCUAGCAUUGAAGUAUGAUAGCUGUCUUUAAGCUUUUUCAC